AUGAAGUCGACGGCAGACAUGCACCCCUUCUACCGCGUCUUCUUCCUCAAACUCGAUCCCCUCAUCAUGAUAUGCAGCGCCUACCGCAACAUCUUCACAGCCACCUCCGCCGUCGACAUGUACUACGACGCGCUGGAGGAGGAGCAUGAGGCCAUGUACAUCAACAACAACGACAACUACUACUACAACAACUAUAACAACAACAUCUACCACGACCCUUACACCUCCCGGCAGCAGAUAUUCGCCCUCAUCACCGCACUAGCAACCAUGGCGGCCCUGCUGCAGCACUACUCGGACGACUACAACCUCUGGCGCAUCGUCCAGUUGGUGCUGCUGGUCUGGAACUUUACCUUUUUCAACCAGACGACCUGUUGGGUGCUGUCGUGGUGGUGGAGGGCGGGUGAUGAUGAUGAUGGCAAGAUGAAGGGGUGGUGGCGGCCGGUGAGGGUUGAGGAUCUUUAUUGCAUGGAGGUGCUUACGCUGGUGAUUCUGAAAGCAGUCACUGGUAUAACAACAACCGAGAUGUUUAAGCUGUAA
Messenger RNA from Trichoderma reesei QM6a, 537 nucleotides. RefSeq lists its product as uncharacterized. Bases 1 to 537 code for a protein of 178 amino acids. The record is from RefSeq and is a predicted model, not a curated record. The transcript has 2 exons. NCBI's taxonomy places the organism in Eukaryota, Fungi, Ascomycota, Sordariomycetes, Hypocreales, Hypocreaceae.